AUGAAUAUAAAAAAGAAGCAAAAUAUUGAAAAACAACACAUUUAUAUUUUUCUUAUGAUGAUGACAUUACAUAAAAUAUUUUAUCUGUUGCUUUGCUUCUGUAUUUAUUAUACAAAUGCAAGUCCACCAAUUGAGCAAGUAAUGGAUAAAUUAAUUAAAAUAAUCAGUGAAGAACAAGUUUUAAAACCGGCUGAAUAUAAAUUUCCACAAUGGGAAAAGAAACUAGGUCUUUACCGGUCUGAAGUUCGAUUAAAUUUUUUUGGGGAACCAGCUCAAGCUGAGUUACGUAAAAAUAAAUAUAUUAACGUUUUUGAUAACAAUAUGUUUGCUACUGGUUGGAUAGCCUCUGUUCUAUUAGAAACAAAUAUGUAUGGUCGUGCUCCAAAAACAAUCGAUAAUGAACAUUUGUCAUUAGCAGUCGAUGCAAUCGAAACCUUUCAUGAUCAUAAUCAAAAUGAAUCUUCUGUUCCAUUGAUGACAUUUUGGUCUCAAACAUAUAAUCAAACAACAAAUGCAUGGGAAUCAACACCAGAUAAUUUACGUGAUUUAAUUACAGAUUUAAAUGAUAAUCUUGAACGUCUUGAAGAUAUUUUAAAAGCCCUUGGAAUAAAAAACAUUGCACAAUUAAUCGAUAAAAUUCGUUCAAUUAGCGAAGGAUUAAAAAAUGCUUUUGAAAUUCCACCUGAUUUCGAUGAUACAUAUUUAAAUAUAGGUCUAGGUGUACAAUUAAAAUUAUUACAAGAUAAAUAUCCAUCACUUUAUUUUCGUUGGUUACAAACUAAUUCGAAUAUGAAAAAACUAAUUGAUUUAACAUUACGCUACGCUUAUAGACCUUCAAGUCCAUACUUGGAUCAGAAUACGAUCGAUCCAAGAACAUAUUUUUGGAUGAGAGAUUUUAUUCGAGAUAAUCCACAAGCAAUUAUUGUCACAACAUGGGCACAAAAUAUAACUGAAGUUCGAACGGCAGCGCAGAAAUGCAUUAGAAUGCCAUUCAAUCUAAAUAAUGUUGAUGUUACUGUUGGUGCUAAUGUUUUAUAUGGAAUUACAAGUGCUAUUAUGUAUGAUUUACUUGAUUUUAAAGAUUAUUUUAAUCAGGAUAUGCAAACGUUAUAUUUAUCGACAGCAUCAUUAAUAGCAUGGUCAAUAAAAAACUCAAUGAAGAAUCGUCCUGAUCUAGCUCAAGUCUAUUAUCCAUCACAUUAUAAUUUUCUUUGGUAUGGAUCUCGUACUCUAUUUCUUCUUGAAUUAGCACGUCAUCAACAGAAAGCCAUACCAGAUGUAUUCAAUCGCGUUUAUUCACUAUUAUCUGAUACUUAUCGUUCUGAUGUUGUGAAAUUUUUUCAAGAUAAUGUUCGUUCUGAUAAAUCAUCUUAUGAUGAUUUUUUGGGUGUCAACGAUACAAAUAUAUUUGGAAAAUCAGAACCAAGUGGUGAAGAUAGAGUAUUUUCUACAGCACAAACUGUCAACAUAUUGAUUGCUUCGUUUACUUAUCUUGAUGGCAAUACAGGAAAAUUAAAAUGGAUUACUGAUGGACCACAAAUCGAUACAAUUAAAAUUAUGGUUAACAAAUCGAUAUCAUGGCUUCUUGAUAAUGUAUUUAAAUAUCAACCGUUUAAUUGCUUUUUUUCAGGUUCUGUCAAAGGUUUUAAUCAGUUACCAUUUUGGUAUCCAGCAAAUUUUUAUCAAUAUUUAAAUGGAACUACUCUAGAUCCAGAUCAUUUCGAUACUAAAACUCAGUCUCUUGUCGAUUCUAUUGUUGGUGUCAGUGGAUAUAUUGAUGAAACUAUAUAUGAACGUAUGAUAUCCGAAAAACAUUUUAACAUUUCGACACCAACAACAUUUAACGGAUAUAAUUCACCAGGUGCAGAAUUCCCCUUUUGGUCUUCACAACCUUAUACGCAUUCAGUUACGCUAUUAGCACUUGCUCAAUAUAAUAAUUUGGAUAAAUAA
Rotaria socialis is the source of this 1950-nucleotide messenger RNA. The record is from the annotation of a GenBank genome assembly. Lineage: Eukaryota; Metazoa; Rotifera; Eurotatoria; Philodinida; Philodinidae.